AUGCACGCAGACAAUGGUAUACACGAUGUCAUCAUCAUAGGUGCUGGGCCAUGCGGUCUUGGGGUGGCCGCUCGUCUCCAUGAAGAAACUCCAUCGGCAAUGUUCACGGACGAGGAACAUCAAAGAUACCACUGGAUCAAAAAACACAGCGGUCGAAUGAAGUUGGUCCAAGCAGGCCACGGCAAGAUCAAUGGUGCCCGCGCUGAGAAGUGGAACCGAGGUCAGAAAUGUGCGUGCGAAAAGGAACAGGAUAAAGAACGGAGAGGAUCCACGGAUUCAGCAUCUUCAGUACCUUCGCUGUCCUCGGCAUCUUCAGUCUCUUCGGAUGAUUCCAUCUCAACCCUGGUGUUGGACGGUUCGGGGGAUCAAUGGAUGCAGCGAUGGAACAAUGCAUUCCGGACGCUGGAAAUCAAGCAGCUGAGAAGCCCGAUGUUCUUUCAUGUGGACCCUGGCGAUAGAGAUGGGAUGCUGGCAUACACACAAGAAGUGGGAAGAGAAGAAGAUUUAUGGGAGAUCUCUGGUUGUGUGGGAAAGGAAAUGAGCAAGCACAAGAAGAAGAAGAGACGACAGGGGGGAAAGGCUCAAACCAUUGGCGGUGUCGAAAUCGAUGAACGGGAUCGCAAGGACUACUUUUCUCCAUCAACAGACCUUUUCGCCGACUACUGCUCGUCUAUUAUCGAUCGAUACGGUCUGAACGAACCGGGCCUCAUUCAGAAGCAAGAGGUUGUAGACAUCACAUACGGCUACCUACCCGAGGAUAAAGACACGCCGAUAUCCAAUUCGAAGACCUUCACAGUGACUACCACGACCGGUCAGAAGUUUUAUAGCCGAGCAGCUGUGCUCGCUAUUGGGGCUGGUGGAGCAGGCGUGGCCAAGAUUUUCCCAUGGCGCCCAGCAAGCGAAGAAGAAGGUGCUUCAGCAUGUUGUCACAGCAUGGAGAUCAAAUCGUUCCCGAGUCCCAACGUCCGUCGCAAGAUUCAACUCCGGCAGGAAACCAACGUGGUUGUCGUAGGAGGGGGCCUAUCAUCGGCACAGAUCGUUGAUAUGGCCGUACGGAAAGGUGUCACCAAAGUGUGGUUUAUCAUGCGUUCUGAAAUGAAAGUCAAGCACUUCGACAUCAGUCUGCCCUGGAUGGGCAAAUAUAAGAACUGGGAGAAAGCGGCAUUUUGGUCUGCAGAUACCGACGAGGAGCGUCUUGAAAUGAUAAAGGUUGCCCGCAACGGCGGCAGUAUCACGCCUCGCUACGUGAAAAUCGUCAAAGACCACGCCGCACAUAAGCGCGCCUCUAUACACCCGCGUACCAUCAUCACAUCCCAUAAAUACAACCCCGACGCUCAGACGUGGGCACUGACCACCGAUCCACCGAUCCCAAACCUGCCUCCGAUCGACUUUAUCUACUUUGCGACUGGCGCACGUGCAGAUGUGCGCGAGAUGCCACUCCUGAACAACAUCAACGAGCAGUACCCCAUCGAGAUAAAAGAAGGACUUCCCUGCCUAAAUAAUGACCUAAUGUGGCGCGACGACAUACCCUUAUUCAUGACUGGACGGAUGGCAGGGUUGAGACUCGGACCUGGUGCGCCGAAUCUGGAAGGGGCCCGGCUGGGCGCGGAGCGAAUCGCCUGGAGCUUGGAGGAGAUUCUGGAGAAGAAAAGGGAGGUUGGGGAUCAGUGCGCCGUUGAAGGGUUCUGCGGCCUGGGUAAUCGGUAUGCUUCGUUGGUUGACAACGGCGACGAGUAG
This is a messenger RNA of Penicillium cinerascens, 1737 nucleotides long. RefSeq names its product FAD binding domain protein. The transcript is spliced from 4 exons. The record is from RefSeq and is a predicted model, not a curated record. Lineage: Eukaryota; Fungi; Ascomycota; Eurotiomycetes; Eurotiales; Aspergillaceae. Bases 1 to 1737 code for a protein of 578 amino acids.